AGCAACAACCAUGUGCCUCCGACUAGAUCUUUAAGUAAGUAAGUAGACGUAGAAAAGACGACAAAUCACAGUGACAGACAGAGAGUUUAGUUCUGAUUUUUUGAUUUUCUUUUUCUCAGCCUGGAAAGAAAUUGAAAUAACAAGUGAGUGUAGUCGUCCAAGCUCAAUUUCAUUUCUUGAGCACGGUAUCUCGUACGUUUUGGUUUUUUAUUACGUUUGUGUUAGGAGUCUCCGUGCGUAGGCUAAGCUACGAAGAACGCUCAACCAAAAUGGCGGACAAGGUGUUGGGAAUGCUCUCAAGGACGGGCAUGGCGGCCGCCUCCGUUGCGGCAAUACCUGCCUUCUGCUUGUACAAUGUGGACGGAGGAGAAAGGGCAGUUAUGUUCAACCGAUUUUCGGUAAGAAUUAUGUAGUUCUCGCCUGGUGUUGCAUCAAAUUAAGAUUAACAAGUGUCCUGAACAAAGACGAACGUUGUAAGUAGAAGUGCGGCGGUUGUUCAUCUGCUUCGCAUUCAAAAUUAGACGCGUGUUGAUUUUUAUGAAGAUUUGUAGUUCUGCACCAAAUAAAAUUUUAAAUUUUUCUACAGGGUGUAUCAGCAGUAACGUCAGGGGAGGGCACGCACUUUAAAGUGCCAUGGCUGAUGUCCCCUUACAUCUACGACAUCCGUGUCAGACCAAAACUCAUCCAGACAACGACAGGUACUGGACUCUUUUUUUCGAUCCGCCGUGUUGUAUUCCUAUUUGCACUACGGUGACGGUGAUAGAAAAAGUUCUCAAUCUCAAGAUAAUUGUCUUAUUCUUCACCACAAGCGAUUGAAAAGCUGCCUGCGGUGACCUCCGAUGGUUGAAUAUCACGACAGGUACAAAGGAUUUACAAACCGUCACCAUCCACUGUAGGCUUCUGUUCAAGCCUGACGUAGAAGCUCUCCCGGCACUCCACAAACGGCUAGGGAGCGAAUACGACGAGCGAGUACUGCCGUCAAUCGGGAACGAAGUGCUCAAGGCCGUUGUGGCACAGUACUUUUCUUACAUUUUGAUCCUGUCUCUGUUUUUCGUGUCCUGUCUGAACUGAAAUAUGCAGAUUUUGGAUUCAAAAGAACAAGCGCUCGCUCAGUUCUACUCUGAGCUUUCCGGCAGCACAAAACAGGUACAACGCCGAGCAGCUGCUCACACAGCGAGAGCGCGUCAGUCAGGAGGUCCGGGAUGCCAUUGUGCAAAGGGCAAAGCAGUUUCACAUCCUGCUCGAGGAUGUAUCCAUUAUCCACCUGAAAUACGGAAACGAGUUCGCGCGCGCUAUUGAGGAGAAGCAAGUGGCCGAACAGGAGGCUGAAAGACAAAAGUUCAUCGUGCAAAUGGCAGGUAAGGCUAAGGACUUUUAUUAACCACGCGGAGCAGUGACAUUCAUUUUGUUACUGAUUUGCGUGUUUCUCGAGGCAGGCUCUGGCAGUUUCAGUUUGUCAAUGAGCGACUUCGAUGAAGUUCGAGGAUUCUCCCAACUAAUUACAGAGCAAGAGAGGCAGGCGACAGUGAUUCGGUCGGAAGGAGAAGCAGAAGCAGCGACAAUGAUAUCAGAAGCGCUGAAGGAACACGGUAGAAAUGAGAAGAUGAAUUACUGGAAUAUUUUUGUUGCUUGAUGUUUUCUAAUGGGAGGGAUACGUGUUUGACUUUGAAAGUGGAAGCGAAUUCUUGAUGAAAUCUAAAUCGUGUGUCAAAACAGGAACCGGAUUGAUCGACAUGAAGAGGAUAGACGCUAGUAAGGAAAUCGCGGAGGUGUUGUCCAAAUCGGCGAACAUAAUGUACAUGCCCGGGGGCCAGAACAUGCUUCUCAACAUGAGUGCUGGACGAUAAUGAUGAACAUUAUUCGACUUCUGCAGCUGCUGUACUACCUCUACCUACGAGGGCAUCGGCUUGUAGUUCGGCGCACAAAACUAAAUGAACAUAAAUCAAUGACUCCUUUUGUGUUGAAUGUCAGUGACAUUGACAAUGACUGGUUGGUGCAUGUCUUCUGUCAUUAUGUAAAUGUGUGUUUGUCCAUCUCAGGUCUGUCGUGAACAGAACCAGUUUUCACAACUAGCGACAUUUUCAUCCAAGAGUCUAACAGUUCCGAGAGCGCUGUGGCGUUUCACGGAGAAAAUAAACACCGAGUUCUUAUGUCUUAUCGCAGCUGACUUAGACCACGACUGCUGCUGUUCUUCUUCUGAUCUCCGAAAGGAGCACAUCGAAAGACAUUAAGAUUAACAAACAAGGCUUCUUUAUCUUUGCCCGCGGCGCUCGCAUCAGCUAUGAU
Molecule: messenger RNA, 2286 nt
Organism: Amoebophrya sp. A120
Lineage: Eukaryota; Dinophyceae; Syndiniales; Amoebophryaceae
Source: the annotation of a GenBank genome assembly